Melospiza melodia melodia is the source of this 1378-nucleotide messenger RNA. Its product is annotated as E3 ubiquitin-protein ligase RNF182-like. The transcript has 2 exons. Bases 108 to 833 code for a protein of 241 amino acids. The record is from RefSeq and is a predicted model, not a curated record. Lineage: Eukaryota; Metazoa; Chordata; Aves; Passeriformes; Passerellidae.
GCCGAGCCCACCGGAGCCGCCGAGCCCGCCGGCGGCGGGGACCGAGCCGCCGCUGAGUCCCCGCCGGGAGCCGCAGCCCGGACAGCCCCCCGCAGCCCCCCAGGAGCAUGGCCCAGCCGGAGAGCAAGCUGGUGUCCCCGCCGGCGGCACCCUCGUCCCCCGAGCUGGAGUGCCACAUCUGCUACAGCCGCUUCGACGCCCGAGCCCGCAGGCCCAAGCUGCUCCGCUGUGGCCAUCGCCUCUGUGCCCGCUGCCUGCGCAGGAUUGUUCCCCCGGGGGACGCUUCGACCCCCCAGCUCCGCUGCCCCUUCUGCCGCCAGCACAGCCCGGUGCCGGGCGGGGACGUGCAGCAGCUGCAGGAUGAUGGAGAGGCACUGGCACUGCUGACAGGCCGUGAACGGGCCAAGAAACGGGGGCCACCCCUAUCUCCUGAGGUACUCCUUUGCCCCAGCGUGCUGGAGCCCACAUCCAGCCCCGACUGCCUGGUUGUCACCAUCCUGGAGGUGCCGGAGGACGUAACCCCACCAGAGAGCCUGGGCAGGCUGGAGGUGGUGCGGCUGUACCGCCCCACGAGCCUGGGUGCCCUGCCCUGCCACGGCCCUGGGCAGAAGUGGCGCUCCUGGGGAUGGCAAGCCGUGCCCCGCUUCAUCCUGGGCGUCCUCUGCCUCCUCUACUUCAGCUCCCUGCCCUUCGGCAUCUACCUCCUGCUCAUCGAGCACCACAGCCUGGGCAUCAUCCUGGUCAGUCUUGUGCCCUCCACCCUCCUUCUCUGCAUUGUCUACAGCCUCUGCCAGUGCCUGUGCCUGGAGGUCUUUGGGUUCCCCCACUCCUGACCCUGCGCAGCCAACCCCUGUGCCUGAGCCAGGCAGGAUUUGGGUUCCUUGGGGCAUUGUCCCUUGAGGUACACAUGUCCUCUGACCCACAGCAUGCUGCGCCUGGACCAUGGGGAGCAGCUCAGUGCCUGGUGCCUUCCCACGCAGAACAGCACUGUCCUUUCCAUGUGGGUGCUCAGACUGGCUGGAGUGGCUGCAGGAGCUCAUUGCAGCCUACGAGCAUUUGGGCCAGACCUCAGCUCUUGUCCUCCUCCUGCACAGCGGACAAAGAGCAGGAGCCAGGACUGAUCCCAGCUGAAGAAAAACCGCGGCCAGAGGGCCCCCGGCAGGAGAGGGACGGGCAGAGCCCGGGGGCUCCUGGCUGGCCCCAGCACGGCUCCGUGUCGAUGGUGUAAAUAGUUCUGUCUGUGGCACCCACGCUCCUCGUGGGGCUGCUCCCAUCGCAUCUGUGUCUCUUUCUCAUGUGUGAAUCUCGUGUUCGCUGACAUUGUGUCCCAGAGGGGAGCAGUGGAGGAGUUUGGUGUGUAAAGAUGUCUUUGCAGCUA